Achroia grisella is the source of this 2050-nucleotide messenger RNA. RefSeq names its product gamma-tubulin complex component 4 (gene Grip75). Gene Ontology annotation, biological process: microtubule nucleation; mitotic cell cycle; cytoplasmic microtubule organization. The record is from RefSeq and is a predicted model, not a curated record. The transcript has 12 exons. Gene Ontology annotation, cellular component: spindle pole; gamma-tubulin complex; equatorial microtubule organizing center. Lineage: Eukaryota; Metazoa; Arthropoda; Insecta; Lepidoptera; Pyralidae. Bases 40 to 2046 code for a protein of 668 amino acids. Gene Ontology annotation, molecular function: microtubule minus-end binding; gamma-tubulin binding.
AAUUAAUUAAUUAAUUAGAUUAAAAUAAUAAUAUAAAAUAUGAUUCACGACUCUUUACUUAUUUUGUGGGAUUAUCCACAUACGAAAGAAACGGCGCCAAGUAUUAAUACCUUAACAUUUAUGAAGGAAGAAGAUGCUGAAAUUUACAAUAGAAUAUGCAAUGUAGCCAGAAGUCAUCAUAAAAUCCAAAACUACAUCGAAACGUCGGGAUUUCGCUCCAGAAAAUUACAAUCUGCGUCAGGUCUCAAGACUUCCGGUUUAUAUGCACAAGCCCUAAGUGAGGGUAUCACUGAAGUUCUUCAAAACUAUAAGAAAACAUUAGUUGAAGUUGAAAGUUUAGUAAUUAACAAUCAUAACUAUAAUCUAUCUUUUAUAUAUAGCUAUGUAGAAAAAUUCCAUGGAUUGUUCAAUACUUUGAACAGAAUAAUUGUUACAAUUAAGGAGAGGAGGCUAACUGGUUGCCAAAUAUUGAGUUUAACUCACCAAUACAUCUUAAAUGGGAAUGAAAUGGUACAUGAAGCUGUUAUGAAAAUAUUCAGUAGUAUAAACAAAGUGUUUGUGAAUCAAUUGUGUACAUGGCUGUUGUAUGGUGAAUUAAGAGAUCCAUACCAAGAAUUCUUUAUUUAUCAAAACCAAAAAGAUGAUGUGUCAGACACAAUUCUUUCUUCUCCUUCAACAAAUACUUGUGACAAAUCUCUGGCAUCCACUUUACAAGAUACAACUCUGGAUUGUGGUUAUAAUUUAAACCCCAACAUGAUACCCUACUUUGUCCCACUUUCCCUGGCUCAGGAAAUAUUGUUUAUUGGGAAAACUGUAAUACUCUUUGGCUUUGAUCCUCGAAAGGUGAAGAGGAGUAACUGUUUUAUGCAUAAUAGGCCUAUAAUGCCUUUACAGAAUUGUGGUGCCGACUCUAGAAGAUUUACAAUAUGGGAAGAAAAAGAAGCAGAAUUUCAUGACAAAUUGCAGAAACUUAAAAAUCCUGAAGAGUUUGAAGUUACUAAUUUAAGGAGUGUAGUAAGGGAGAUAAAAGAAUGUGUUACCAAGCACCUGUGGACCGUCGCAGUAGAAGAGGCACAGCUGCUCCAUGAGCUGCGUUUAAUGAAAGACUUUUACCUACUGGGUCGCGGAGAAUUGUUCUUAGAACUUUUACGGCUUACGGCCCAUAAGCUAGAUAAGCCUACUACAAGGACAUCAACAAGGGAUAUGAAUCAUUCUUUUCAAUUGGCGGCGAGAGCGGUAUUUCUCAGCAAUAGUGCAGAUAUUGAUAAGUUUAGUUUUGAAUUGCCUUACGUGAAGCCUAACAUAUCGGCGAACUCCUCAAUUGGGGAUGACAGCAACACAGUCGCAGAUGGAUGGUCUAGCAUAAUUUUAAAGUACGACUUUAAAUGGCCCCUGCAUUUAUUAUUCAUGCCCGAAGUUCUAGCAAGAUACAACGAUAUGUUCCGGUUUCUAUUGAGGAUUAAGAAAACGCAGCAUGACUUACAUGCUCUAUGGAAGACUUAUAAACAGUCGACGAGUUUCUCUAUGUGCCAACUCCAUAACAAGCUGAUGUUCCUCAUGGACCAUUUGCAACACUAUAUGCAAGCUGACGUGCUGGAGACUAAUUUCUCGCGGCUAAUGGAUGCAGUGAACAAGACGGCCGACUUUGAGAAGCUUAAAAAGGCACAUGCAACAUUUCUCGCUGACAUACUCAGUCAAUCAUUUCUAACUGUUACUUCGUCAUCUGAGAGCGACUGUUCAGGCGACACCAUCGACUCUAUAAACAACCCAGUGUUCUGCAAUAUAAUGGAACUGAUAAAACUAUGCGACUCCUUCUGCAGUAUGAACGACUUUGUGUCUGAUAAGGAAGCCGAAGACUACUACAUACGGGGCUACUCUGAUAGGUUUAAUAAGUUGGUGAAACAAUUGAUGCAACUGCUAGUGUCAGUGCGCGAGCGACCUUCUGGAGUGUACUUAGCACGGUUGCUCAUGAGACUGGACUAUAACCGCUGGCUCAGUGGGGAGGCGCAACUCACACAGUCUGUAACUAAUAUGCUACGGUACUAAAUAC